UCAGGUGUAAAUGCUGCUGUGGACACUACAAAAGUGAGAUUGACUCAGCCCUCAAGGAGCUGAUAUUCUAUUUGUACCCUUCUUUUCUCUCCUUGAUAUGCAGGAAGAGGCAUCAGAAUCAAGGACAUUCUGAGAGAAGAGGAGACAUUGACACACUUCCUGGUGCACACAUUUGGCUUGCCUGACUCCGUGGUCUAUCUUCUGAUGAACUCCCAAGUCCGUCCUGAGCAGUUUGCUUAUGGUGUCCCAGACCUGAUGCUGAAAGACAUUGCCUGCAGUGAAGCCCUACUAAACCGGUUCAUCAUCUUCAGCCAGCGACGAGGGGCCCAAACUGUCCAGAGAGCCAUGUGUCCCCUGUCCCAAGGCAGUCUGCAGUGGGUGGAAGAUGCCCUGUAUUCCAGUGUGGACUUCUUUAAGCUCUUUCAGCUGCUUCCCACGCUCUUAGACAGCAGCUCUCAAGGUAUCAAUCUGAGAUCCUGGGGAAGGGCUUUAUCUACUAUGUCUCCAAGAGUACAAGAGCUAGCCCAUCGGCCAAGUGUCCAGGACCUGCUGUGGGUAACAGGGCCCCUUCUGCAGAAUGGAGGGCCAGAGUCAUUUAGCCAAUUGAUGAGUAUCCUUUCUGAGCUCUUGUGUGGUUACCCAGAGGGGGGUGGCUCCAGAGUGUUUUCCUAUAACUGGUAUGAAGACAACAACUACAAAGCCUUCCUAGGCAUCGAUCCUUCCAGAAAAGAUCCUGUCUAUUCUUAUGAUAAAAGAACAACACCUUUUUGUAAUUCCUUGAUCCAGAACUUGGAAGCAAACCCUUUAACUAAAAUAGCCUGGAGGGCAGCAAAGCCCUUGCUGAUGGGGAAAAUCCUCUUUACUCCAGAUUCCCCUGCUGUUCGACGGAUAUUAAAACAUGCCAACUCGACUUUUGAAGAAUUGGAGCGUGUUAAAAACUUUCUCAAGGCUUGGGAAGAAGUGGGGCCUCAGAUCUGGCAUUUCUUUGACAACAGCACACAGAUUACCAUGAUCCGAGAUACUUUGGAGAAUCCAACAGUGAAAAACUUUGUGAACAGACGGCUUUAUAGGGAAGAAAUCACAACUGAAGCCAUACUCAACUUUCUCUAUAAUGGACCUGAGGAGGGCCGGCCUAAAGACAUGGUCCAGUUUAGCUGGAGGAAUGUCUUCAACUUCACAGACCACACCCUGCAUCUGUUUAAUCAGUACAUGGAGGUAAGAGUGAACAAGUCCUUGCAGCUCUGAAUAACAUACAUAAAG
Messenger RNA from Phascolarctos cinereus (koala), 1260 nucleotides. Lineage: Eukaryota; Metazoa; Chordata; Mammalia; Diprotodontia; Phascolarctidae. The record is from RefSeq and is a predicted model, not a curated record.